Messenger RNA from Porites lobata, 7124 nucleotides. NCBI's taxonomy places the organism in Eukaryota, Metazoa, Cnidaria, Anthozoa, Scleractinia, Poritidae. The record is from the annotation of a GenBank genome assembly.
GCCGUUUGUUAUUACAACGUAUUAUCUUGCAGCCUUGCUUUUAAUCAAAACUGUCAUCAGUAGCCACCCUGUUCCCUAAUGGACGUCGUGUCCGUUUACAGUAGCGAGGAAACCAGUCUUACCUUGCUUUGCUGAUGAAUGGAGUAGACUGAGUAAAGGCUCUUUACCUAGCUUACUAGGAAAUUUGGUGCUCUUUCAACUGAUUUAUCUCUGCUUGGUGAUACAAAAAAGGCCAAUCGUUGACGCAAAAAAUUGAAAUGGAAGAAGCGAAUAAGGUAAGCUAAAGUGGGAGAUCUGUUUGUGUUUAUCAAAAUGCCACUACCUCGUGGUUCUAUAACAUCCCAUUUUCAGACGAAUGAAUUAAGACAAUUGUACUUUACAUUCAAUGUGCAUUCGUGAGAAAUCGCUACCAAACAAACUUUGCUUAUUUGAAAGGCUGCACUUGGUGCUUUACUAAAGACCACAGAAAUGUUAACGUUCUUAAACCUUGACUUCCGCAAAAAAGAAAAAAAAUCAUUUUCCCCACGUAAAAUUCCGGACUCCGAAACAAAACGACUACUAAACAACUGUGCAGCCCGGGUAAAUCUGCAAUUUGAAAGACUGACACGAUGGUAGCAAUUUUUUCCGCGAGAUGUAUGAACUUGGGGCUGCAUUCAGUGUCUUGUGGCAGUCGCAAAACAAUUUGAAGUGAGUUAUAUUGCCACGUUUCGAUACCUUUGUUGCCGUAGACAAGCUUAGUUUUAGAGAGCAGCAGAAAGACUGAACCCCUUCGAUUCGUUCCACCUACGGCCUCCAUCCUGUAGCCUACCAGUGUGUCAAAAAUAUCGAUAAUCAAAUAAAAUUUGUGUUGAAAGCUGAAACAACACAAUACCACUUGGCGAAGUUCACUUCUGUUUAAUGUUCUCAAUACUGACUCAAAACCAAGUAGGUCAAGUAGUUGUUAGAUAUGAAAGCUACAAUAGCCACAAAAGCAUUUAAAUUUUGCAAUAGAGCGACUUUUCUCUGAAAUCGCCGUUGCGUUCUUAAGGGUCUAAAAGACUUUCCAAACUUGUUAUCAAGGCCUAAAUUCUCUGUAUAAUGCAUUAUUAAACGUUUUUUUCUACUUGAAAUUCCAUACAAUCCGGAAAUAUUCACCUCUUAAAACCUGAAGAUUGUGUUCGUGAAAGAAUGUUCGUUAUAUCCGAUGACGAAAAUUAUACUCCAAUAAUGACAAAUUAUCAGUGCAGGAAAUAAUUUUUAAGAAAGGUUAAUACCGCUGAAUUUCGAUUAAUUUCAGCCCCGGUGGAGCUUACCUGUUAAAAAUAUGGCUUAGGGAUAAAAAUAUGGCUUGUGGUGGUCUACGUAAGAGAGAUGGGGUCUUAGAGUAGCAUAAUGGAUUUAGCAGAUCCACAUUUAACAAUGUGUCGAUACGCAUUAUCCGGAAACUCGGGAAAUCUACAAACCUUAUUUUCAAGAAGCACAAUAUAAAGGUUCGAUAUGGGUAAUUCAUUACGAUAUAUUGCUUGAACGCGAGUUAUAUUUCCUUUAGAGUUCACGUAUCCUGACUCUAUGUAAAUCCAGUCACCUAGCUACAUCCUCUACGUUCUCUCGCGAAAAAGAAGUCAGCAAGGGAUUAUCAGUUAGUACCAAAGAGAUUUUAAGUGCACGGAUUUGUUCACCUGCAAAUCUACCUGCCACAAAACCACACAAGGUUUGUUUUCUUUGUUUGUUUACGUGGCGGUGGUUUAUAAAACAUUUAUGGCAGACCGCGGUGCGGUUUUCACCCAGGCAAUCUAAAAGCAAACGCUUUAUAGCUUUGUCAAAUAAUUAACUUACCAUACGUAUAUAAAGCUUUAUUAUCAAUUUCUAGGGCAAGGAUAUAUUUUUUACAGGUCGCCUGAGCUUGAGGAAUAUUUGCUUUGUCGUAUGUGAGUUAAUGUGUUUUUAAACAUAAUCGUUUCGAGAGACUGAUAAUCGAAUUAUCUCAUUCCAAAGUCUGAUUCUAUACAUUUCUAACUUUUAUAUCUGUGGACGAAAUCUUGUGGAGUUACCCUUCUAAUGAAACCAGUUUGGCAGUAAUUUCACGUAGCAAACGCCUUUUGAGGGGUUGUUUAAAAUAUUGUUAAAUUUUCCUUAUUAUUAUUAUUAUUUUUGCUGUGGAUACCACAGGCGGCCCAAACUCACGUUGCGAGGGAAGGGUGUAAUGUAAUUUACAUAACAUAUGUGACGCGCGCCGGUGUCGCGUUACAGGCGACCGUUGAAAAUAUAAGAGACUUUGUAUGGGAAAUAUGUCACUGAGAUCUGUGAACGCCAAAUAACGCUAAACCUUAAUUUUUCUUAAAUGAAAUGAAUAAAAAAGUCUUACCUGCAAUCUAUUCCGCUGCGGUUUGGUGUCUGUUUGUCGUUUUGCUGUUUUUUUGGCUUUAUUGCGUAACCACUGUUACUCCUUUCAUAGAACGAAGUGAAGGCUGGUCACUUCCAUCUGUCGGGGUCCUGGACCAGUCGCCAAAAAAAUGCCGUUUUUUUCGCCGAAAUUCAAAUCCGCUGCAAAUUUUUCAGCUCCAGCCCAAGAAGGAAACCUCUUCUUCCUCUCUGAGAGAUCGGCUCGAAAAAAAAUCCAUAAUUUCCUCAUCAAAUCGAGCCAUUUGUGCCGGACUUCGAGGCAAGUCUGGCUUUCGUGCAGUGCCUGUGACCACUGUCGCACUUACCAAGGUUUCCAAUUUCAAAUGCAAAUUAGUUGCUAGGGUGACAAUUAGCACUUACGCGACGGGUGCAAGGGCAGAAAUGACCCGUUUAAACUAGGCUCCUCGCCCCACCACGCUAAGGGAGUAAUAUGACGCUCGUGCUAUGUGAGGGAUCGCGUGUCCAGGUAGGCAACGAUUCUAUUUUCGUAUUGCUGUAAUGGUUGAUAACAAGAGUUUACAACGGAAAAUGUAGUUUUUCAUAUAUUCCAGUAUGCUAUCUACUUUGAAGAGGUUGAGAUCUGGUGACGAUACCGAUGUAAUUCCCUUCAAGAAAUCUAGGCAUGGUAUUCCCUUUGGAUUUUUUCGACGGAAUGAUUCCUCACUAAUAGAAAAAGGAAUAACCUAUUCAAAGCUUGGUGUUUGUUGUGCAUCGAAUAAUACACUCCAUUCAUCAUCUCGCUGAAACAUACUCCCGUUAUUAUGAUCCUUUCGUUGCCUACCUGGACACGCGAUCCCUCACAUAGCGCGAGCGUCAUAUUACUCCCUUGGCGUGGUGGGGCGAGGAGCCUAGUUAACGGGUCAUUUCUGCCCUUGCACCCGUCGCGUAAGUGCUAAUUGUCACCCUAGCGACUAAUUUGCAUUUGAAAUUGGAAACCUUGGUAAGCGCGACAGUGGUCACAGGCACUGCACGAAAGCCAGACUUGCCUCGAAGUCCGGCACAAAUGGCUCGAUUUGAUGAGGAAAUUAUGGAUUUUUUUUCGAGCCGAUCUCUCAGAGAGGAAGAAGAGGUUUCCUUCUUGGGCUGGAGCUGAAAAAUUUGCAGCGGAUUUGAAUUUCGGCGAAAAAAACGGCAUUUUUUGGGCGACUGGUCCAGGACCCCGACAGAUGGAAGUGACCAGCCUUCACUUCGUUCUAUGAAAGGAGUAACAGUGGUUACGCAAUAAAGCCAAAAAAACAGUAAAACGACAAACAGACACCAAACCGCAGCGGAAUAGAUUGCAGGUAAGACUUUUUUAUUCAUUUCAUUUAAGAAAAAGUAAGGUUUAGCGUUAUUUGGCGUUCGCAGAUCUCAGUGACAUAUUUCCCAUACAAAGUCUCUUAUAUUUUCAACGGUCGCCUGUAACGCGACACCGGCGCGCGUCACAUAUGUUAUGUAAAUUACAUUACACCCUUCCCUAGCAACGUGAGUUUGGGCGGCCUGUGUGGAUACUAUCUAUUAUUAGCUUGAAUGAUCACCAUCAUCUAUAUCAGAACUACUAGCCGGCUAUCUCUGCCAGGAGGCUACGAUUAAUCAGAGACACCUAUCAUGCUUAAAUUACAGGUUAAAUAUAUACAUUAAAAAAAAAAAUCGUUAUUUGAUAGUAUUUCACUAAGAGUAGUAUUCAACAGUAACCUUAAAGUAAACAAAUAUUAUGUUAACAAACGCGGCAUAAUGAUAUGAAAACAUUACAAAGUUAUCAACAACGCUGUUCAAAUUACAAUAAUUUCGAGUAAAAUGAAAGAACACGCGAAGGCAAUAUCAUAUACAUUGAAAUUAACGUAUUUUAAUAGUAUUCCGUUUCUCCCCGACUUGUCUCCCUACGCACCCUUCCCAUACUCUUAAAAGUGAAUUGUCCAUUGAGUUUGUUAAAACCUUACUUACUUAAAUUUUGUUCUUGAAAACAAAUAAUUGAUUUAUUGUGUUCCUAAAGCCAAUCGCACUGAAUAUUUAGAAAAUCCGUUUAUUUCAAGCUUCAUCGAUGAAAUACACUUAACUCCUAACAACCAUUAAAUUUCCUGCAUUUUGUCGCAGCUUUUUUAUCUGUGUUUGUUACAAACUAUGUCUUGAUUUUAAUUGAUACCAAUCACACUGGUGAUGUUUAAUGUCGUAACAAUGCCCUUGUGUCAAUUUUACUCGGAGAUUGUGCUGUUUAUUGGAAAACAGAGAAUGGAGCUUUAUUACAAAGAACCCGUUCUUUAGAUUUGCAUAAUUUUUUCACGCUAACAACUCCAUCGUGUGAGAGAAGUAUAGGAUAUUCAAUUUAUAACCAUUGCAACGACAGGUUAGUAACUAAUUUGGGGAGAAAGAGUCACAUUCUGUUUACUGUACUAGCAAGCAAAGAGUGCUAUUUCUCGAUAUUUCUUCGGACCGCACAAAUGGGCGGUAGAAAGUUAAAUAUUAAACAGAUAUAGAAUAAUAUAAUCGGUACUCUUUGGAAAUUAUACGCUACUUCUUUUAGCUAAAAUAUUAAUAUCUGACUCUACUUUAAGCUGAAAUAUCUACCAUGUCAGAGUAAUAUCUGCUCUUUUGAUCUGAUAGAUUUUAACGGACGACACGAACUAUUUGUUAGUGUAUAUGAUCGCCUGUGGACGAUUACGCUUGUACGCUUGUGUUCAAUCCCAUUUGUCCACGAAUUCUUCAGGGACUGUCGUGGAAAUAUUAUUGGGGGUUUAAAGAGGCUUCUUACAUGGAGGGAGAAAGAUCCUAGAAGGCGGAUCAUCCUAGUGCCAUAUGUUUUCUGUAUUCAGUUUACAUGCAAAACGUUGUACUUGUCCCUAGCGCUAGGAUCUUCCUUGCAGUGGGGUAGGAAUUAAAGAUCCUAGCACGAGCAAGAUCCUAGCACCAAGUAAACGGCUUUCACUAGGAAGAUCCUAGUGCUAGGUACAAACCACACAAAAAUGGCUGCGGGCCGUUCAAUGGGUUAUCUUCAAUCUUUAAUUCUUUCUCUACUGUUAACCAAACGGACAGAAAUUUCUGCAUGUAAACUCAACGAAACGUUGUUCAGUGUUAUAGGAUCUUCCUCCAGCUCUCUUCAUGUAAAAAGCCCCUAAGUAUACAUCAAAUAGGUGUAUUCGGUGGUAGCUUUAACAAAUUAACGAGAUUCAAACGAUUAUAGCCACUAUUAAUUUGAUUUUUUUGGCCGAUUCAAGUAAAACUACUCUGUCCUACCUUUAGCUUAGCUGUGUAGACAAUCUUUUGCAUACAGCAGACCUUGCUAGACAGUUUGCAGUCACGCUUCGGUAAGACAAAGUCGGAUCAAUGGAAGUUUCUGGGUAAAUGAUCGACCACUUACCCCUCCCCUUAGUCAACAUUGACACUUACUUCUCACUUGGGACGAAAUUGUGAAUUAGGGGAGGGGUAGGUGGAAAGUUAUUCAGAAAUCUCAAUUAAUCCACAAAGUCCUUUGAGUCCUUUUACUUGGCAAUUCUGUGUUACUUAAAUGAGGUGUGGACUUAUUGAAAUGAUUCGUAAAUGAUAAUGAUGAUGACGACGACCAAAAAGAGGAUGAUGAUGAUGAUGAUUUGGUAACAUUCCAUUGAUUUCUUUCAGCUUGUUUACUCCAAUGCAACUGACACCAUGUCUGAAUCGCACUUGUUAGCACCUCCCCAGGAGCCGUCGCGCAACUAUCGCUCCCAUUCCCUGAAAACACAGAGUCAGCCCUUCCUGUUUCCACCCCGAACUAAGCGACGUACCCUGAGUCUUCCAUCGACCAAACCAAUCAUCCCGCCCUUCAUUGUCAUAAGUGAUUACCAAGGCAACAAUAUAAGUGAACGCGAAGAUGGCGAAUCAAGAUGUGAAUAUCACAAGGAAUGCAUGGGUAAGUUUUUUUUUGUGCGUGUGUGUCUGCGUGAUGUCGUUUUCUCGUUCAGAGACUGUAGACAGUCAGUUUCAGUUUAAGAAUAUGCGCUUUUAAGAUUAAAAAAAAACAUGGCACGUCCAGGAAUGUUUAAGAGAUAUGUAAGUACCAUUAUACUAUUACUAUACCGUCAAAAUCCAUUUCGUUUUUGUUUUCUCAUUUCAAUUGAUAAAUACCGUUUUUGUUUCAGAAAACAACAACGAUAUAUGGUUUGCAUUAAAAAAAAACACUGGUCGUUGUAGUAAACCGACACCAUAAUAAUAUCAAAAUUAAACGCGUAAUUUUUCGUUAUCUCUCUUCUUUUCAGCGUGGUACACGCCCGUAGUUGGUUUUUCUUGUAGUGUUCUGAUUUACUUCUGCUCAUGCGCACUGGCCUACUAUUCAAAAGCAAGUUAAUCACUAGUAUGUUUUCGUAUUUCGUGACUUCAUUUAUUUAUGGAUUUCCUGAAACGUCCAGUUCCACGAAGUUUGCCGCUCUGUAUCGCUGGGGCAUCACUGACGUUUAAAGGUGAAGCUGUCAUCUUGUGCUCUCGUCCCAAACAUUGCUCGCCACAUAAUUCAGGUCAGAGCUCUCACCAUCUCGUGUCCAAUCAUGCUGGCGUAAAACCUUGACUGGAAGGACCAGGGCAUUCUUACAGGAGGAUGGCAAUGGGUUUGGUCUGGAAUUGGACUUGUCAUAAGGAUACUUGUUACAACAACAACAACACAUUAUAAUUAUAAAAUUAUAACUAAUUAAAUCAUUUUCCCACCCACAAAUAGCCUAGAGAGAGAGGGGAGAGGAAAGAUCUAUUUACAAUACAAGGUUCUCUUAGUUGGACUAAAUAAUAAUAAAGACACUACAAUA